Messenger RNA from Eurytemora carolleeae, 416 nucleotides. RefSeq lists its product as uncharacterized. Bases 46 to 372 code for a protein of 108 amino acids. The transcript is spliced from 2 exons. Lineage: Eukaryota; Metazoa; Arthropoda; Copepoda; Calanoida; Temoridae. The record is from RefSeq and is a predicted model, not a curated record.
AACAACCUAAGUACUCAGGCCAGGAACUGGUCACUGGAACUGGACAUGUUGAACGAUUACAACGAUAAUUCUGCUGAUGUUCCAGAUAAUUCUGCUGAUGUUCCAGAUAAUUCUGCUGAUGUUCCAGAAAAUUCUGCUGAUGUUCCUUAUACUUCUAUAUAUAGUGCUAAUUCUACCGUAAACAGUAUUCCUGCUAAUUCUGCGGAUGUUUCUGCUAAUUCUACUAUAUUUAGUGUUACUGUUCCAGUUCAUGAUGUAAAUUCUGGCUCAUCAGAAAUGAGAGGAUCUCGAAAAAGGGCGGUUCCUGUUGGAAGUGAGGAAAUCACUGCAGGUGCAGCUGAAAAUAUUCAGAAAAUGUUAUUUAAAAUGUAAAAUGUAAAAUGUUAAAUGUUAAAUGUAAUUUAUACAUUAAAUAU